Pangasianodon hypophthalmus (striped catfish) is the source of this 4357-nucleotide messenger RNA. RefSeq names its product osteoclastogenesis associated transmembrane protein 1 (gene ostm1). The record is from RefSeq and is a predicted model, not a curated record. The coding region runs from base 87 to 974 and encodes 295 amino acids. The transcript is spliced from 6 exons. NCBI's taxonomy places the organism in Eukaryota, Metazoa, Chordata, Actinopteri, Siluriformes, Pangasiidae. Gene Ontology annotation, cellular component: cytosol.
GAUGAGGGUGAGCAAAUGAAAACAGGAAGUAGUGUGUGUGACAGAAAGGGACCAGAGCAGAGUGGAGGUUUUAAGCGCUUAAAAACAUGGGGAUUUUGAGACGCUAUAGCUGUGUGUUGUGUUUGCUGUUUUGGGGGAAUUUGAUGUUAGGUGAGAGCUCUGUUCAUGCCGCAGAACCGAGUGGAGAUGAAGAGCGAAAACCGCCUGUUUUUAAGGAGAACAGCUACUUUGCUUCUGUCAGUCUGUCGGCUUCCUUUUCGGAGGAGCUGGAAGUUAGUGAUCAUUGCAUGGUAUUGCUGCAUGAUUUCGGUCAGAGAUAUGCAAGCUUAGCGAGCUGUCUGGUGUCCAACGCACGUCCUGUCAAAGUGUGCCAGAACUGCUACAGAGAGUAUAACAGCUUCCAGGAAAUCUACACAAACAUCUCAAACACGACGGGGCCUGGGAACGUGAGCUGUCAAAAUAUCCUGCUGAGCUCAGAUAGGCUGAUGCUGCUGAGCAAUCUCUACAGCGGCAUAGACCACAUCUGGCACUCGUCUGACUGUCAAGAUUGUCUGACUAAAGAUCAGAAAAGCGUGUCGAAUACCACAAUUUACUUCAUCAAUCGACACAAUCAGUCGCUCACCUGCUUUGAGAAAUACCAGCAGGGGAACCAGUCUGAGUUGUGUGUAGAGUGCAGGACCUUGUAUAAAACACUCAAUGAUCUGUACAGUAACAUGUCAAAUAACAAGUCUCUGUGUAUUGAUGUGGAGGAUGCGAUGAACAUGACGCGGCAUUUGUGGAGCAAGAACAACUGUUCGUUAAAGCGUGAGGACAGCGUGCCAGUCAUCGCUGUGUCCAGCUUCAUGCUCUUCCUUCCAAUCAUCUUCUACUUGAGCAACUUCCUGCACUCGGAACAAAAGAAACGCAAGCUCAUGCACCCCAAAAGAGCCAAGUCCAGCCACAGUCUGAUGAAUAUCCAAGACAAGUACAGCUGAAGGAGAGGAGGAAGAGGAGGAAGAGGAGGAAGAUGGGAGAACCAGUCAUCCUUUGCAUUUUUCCAAAAGGAACGUUCCUGGUGGAUGUGGGAUGGAGUGUAAAAUAUAACAGAUAUUUAUGAUAAUUGUUAAAGUAAUCAUCACUUAUUGUGAAUAUAUUUGACAAAUGAUUUUGUUUUUUUUUUUUUCACUGUUUUGGUGAUCAUGUGAAUGAACGCCGUAUGUUUAUGACAGGAUGGACUACUACGUAGAGAUUUGUGACUUUCGCCUUGCACUGACAAGAGCUCUGGGUGAGACUGGUUAUGCCGUCAUCCCGCUGCAACUAAGAGAACAUCUUCAUGCUUGCUAAAAGCUUUUAUUAUUUAUUUCUUUCGGGUAGCGGGACUUGUACAUAUAACAUAGCAGCAGUAGCACUGUGGCAAGCACUUGAUGUCCAUUAGUGAUCCAUUAAUAAAUACAUGGUGCAUGCGUGGAGUGAAGAGGUAAAAGCAAUGGCUGAAAUGAAAGGAGAAUGCACUAAAGAACUAUGCAGGUCACGUGAUGCUUUGGCCGAGCCUUUUCUUUUUUUUUUUUUUUUUUUUUUUUUUGUAUACGAAGCAACCAUCUCUACCCUUUUUGCUACUAAUGUGUUUUUGAGUUACUAUAAGGUCAUGAUGUAGCAUCUGACUGGUUUUCUGAUCAAGAACAGAAGAGAUAUAUAAUGUGUGUUAAGACUGGAUGAGUUAACUGCGCUGUGUCAUGUUGUACAUGAUCAUUUGUGAUUUCCAAAUGUAAAUAUUCUACUCGUGAGAGGCUAAUUACUGCAGCAGCGACCUAAAUAAUGAUUCUUAAGGCUUAGCGUGUUUGAUAUGAUUUGCUAAAGAUUUACGUAGUUGAAAAGCCACGCUCUGUUGUUUUCAGGUUACUUGGCUUUCAUAGGAACAUUUUCUCCCCAUCAUUAGCAGCUAAUCUAAAUGUAGGAUAAAGUUACUUGGCCAAAACAAUGUGUAGCAACAUAUCCAUUGGCUUUUUGGUCUCAUGGAGCUGUGCCAUUACUUAUCACACUGGCCUUUAAGCGCAUUGCACCUGAUUUAUUCAAUCAUAUGAUUGCUUAGAGGCCCUGAACGGGUGCCAUAGGCGGAAAAUAAUCUUUCGUAUACACGUUAAACGUGUGAUGUACCAAGAAUGGUGGACUUCAUUCCUAAUAAGCCUUGUGUCUUGAUUUCGUAAUCAGUCUGGAUUUCCUAAUCGUGGAUGAAAGUCACUAUUGCUGACUAACUUCAUCUCCACGUGAUUGAAGAAACGGUACAUCACCUAAAUCAACCCCUAGAGAGGACGAGGGGAAAUGGGAGAUUAUCCUUCAGAGCCCGGGUUAGGAUUAGAGCAGUGACUCUGGACCUUUAGAACUUGAGAGAAUUACGAAAUGCCUUGAACUCAGCUGGUACUCAGGGCUCAUAUAAAGGCAGGCCUGUAAGCAAAGCAUCCAGAGUGUGUGUGUGUGUGUGUGUGUGUGUGUGUGUGUGUGCAAAUGUUUUUUUAUUAAAUACAUACCCUGGCAUUUCACAAUCUACUGAUUUUUAAAAAUAAAAAAUAAAAUAAUAAAUUAAUAAUUCAAACACAAAUGCUUGUCUCAUUGUCAAGAAUAGUAAUGCGAGAUCAAACCAGCCGAAGCCUAACUCACUUUAGGAAGAUGGAGGGAGAAAAAAUACAAUUUAUGAUAAAGUGUCACACAAGUCACAUGGACUACCUUUAUAUGAAAUCAAUAAUAAACCCACUAAUUAUUAUUUUUUAGUUAUUCUGUGUUAUAUAGCUUCAUGCUUUAGUGCCAGUGUUACAGAUUAGAUUUGGUAAACUUUAACUUUGUAAAGAUUAAUUUAAUUUAAAUGCUUGGGGGAGUAUAAGAGGAUACUUUAUUAGGAGUAUUCCUUUAAAGCGUAAAGUAAAACACUGUACAUUGGCUCCAGUGUGUGCAACUAGCUUAGCUACUUCCUAAUGUACACACAGCGCACAUGCUAGCUUCACGGCCCUGCUGAUCUAGACUCGUGGCCAAAAUUCCAUUUUACUUAUUUAUUUAUUUAUUAUUAUUAUUGGUAAAAAUGACUUCAAGGUGCAAGUCAAUAUUUUUCAUUUCUUAUUUUAAAGUAAUGUGAACGUUUGGUAGAAAUGAUAAUAAAUAAUAGUUUACGCCACUGUCUCAGAACAAGUGUUUAUUACGUAGCUGAAAAAACCCAGUCUGGAAACCUGACUUCCGGUCCGGAAUGUUUGUUUUUGUAUUUCGAUUGGCCUCCUGUCAGUCAUUUUAUAGCCACGCCCCCAACGCCCUUUCACCUCCUCAUCAAUCAUUAUGAGGACGAGUUACAUGUUUAUAGAGCUGUAACUCUUCUUUCAAGCAGCCGAGUGUCCGAGUUCGUGUGAAAGUGAUGUCAUGAUGGUCCGUGCAAAUGGUAACUCUAGUUGAACCACUGUAAGUUUUGGGGGCGGAGCUAUGUGUCUAUUGGUGGAAAUAGGGGGCGGGCUUAAUGAGCUAAAAAAAAAUCAUUCAAAUCUUAUUCAAGUCACUUAACUGUUAAAAAUCAAAUCUUACCUAAUGCACCUUUAAUUCACAUUGUAUUUUAACUGUUUUACUUGUUUAAAAAUCCAAAUUAUGGAGAUCUGUGCAUUGAUGCAUAAUCAUUUCUGAGAGAAGACAGAAUCAAGAUUUUUUUUUUAAUUAUUUCAGUUUUUUUAUUUCUAGUAAUCCAAAAAGGCUGUUAUGAGGUGUUUAUAAGAAUGUUACCGGGCCCAAAAGCACAAAUUCUCAGUGCACAGGUCAUAUCAAACUGGCUUUAGCUGUAACUGGUCUGAUUGCUCUGUUUUCUGUGUAAAGAAUGGUGCAGCUUAAUAUGGAUAAUCAGGAGUUUACAAAAAGUUCAAGCUUCAAGAAUGGUAGUGUUUGGCACCAAGGAAUAUUACAUGAAAGUAAUGUAAUGUAAUAAAACCCUAUGAUAAAACCCUUGAACAAACCGUCUACAAUCAGCUGUCUUGCUAUCUCUCACAGAACAACCUCUAAGAUCCCAAUCAGUCUGGCUUCAAACCGGCACACUCCACAGAGACUGCCCUUUUGGCCGUCACUGAGAAGCUACAUGCUGCUAGAUCAGCCAAACUGUCUUCAGUCCUCAUCCUCCUUCACCUUUCAGCAGCGUUUGACACAGUGAACCACAAGACUCUCUUGUCCACCCUCAUGAGCCUAGGAAUCCGUGGUGCAGCAUGGCAAUGGUUUGCUUCCUACCUGGAAGGUCGGUCAUAUCAGGUGACAUGGAGGGGAUCCACAUCUGCUCCCCACAGACUCUCCACUGGUGUCCCACAAGGCUCAGUACUUGGUCCUCUUCUGUUCUCCCUCUAUACUUGAUCUCUUGGUGCGGUCA